Onychomys torridus (southern grasshopper mouse) is the source of this 4734-nucleotide messenger RNA. It is a transcript of the gene Ptpn4, whose product is annotated as protein tyrosine phosphatase non-receptor type 4. Gene Ontology annotation, molecular function: cytoskeletal protein binding; protein tyrosine phosphatase activity. Gene Ontology annotation, cellular component: cytoplasm; cytoplasmic side of plasma membrane; cytoskeleton. The record is from RefSeq and is a predicted model, not a curated record. Bases 632 to 3430 code for a protein of 932 amino acids. Gene Ontology annotation, biological process: protein dephosphorylation. NCBI's taxonomy places the organism in Eukaryota, Metazoa, Chordata, Mammalia, Rodentia, Cricetidae. The transcript has 28 exons.
GAGGAGACGAGGGAGGAGGGUGACCGAGCUUCUCCUUUGCACUCUCACACAGAGCCGCCUCCCUGGAGUCACCCGCCGGCUCACGCCGCGCGCUUUCCUGCUCCGCGGACGCGACUUUGUUCUUUAGGACUCCUGGGACCUGUCAGAAAUCGGGGCUCCGGGACUUGAAACGAGACGUGACUCCGGCCCGCGCGGGCCGCGUGUUGGGGGGCACCGCGGCACUUUCGGGGCGCGUGUGAAGGGAUUAGCUCAUCUCGCCAGCCGCGAGGUGCGAGCGCGCGCCUCCCCGCGCACGCCGGCCCCGCCGCAGCCCCGCAGGAUGACGGGGUGCUGGCGGCCCGCGGCCGUGGCGCGGCCACUGUGGCGGCGGCUGUUCGCGGGGCGCUGAGGGGCGAGCACCCCAACGCGGACCACGCGCCUCUGCACCCCCGGCUGUGUGCCCGGGGCCUCCUGGCUUUUUGUAUUUGGAUUUUUUUUUUCUUUUCUCUCCAGCCGAGAAGACGCGGCUGUGAUCACGAAGGGUCUGCUCCUCUUAAGUCUUCCUCAGAACUCACCUUUUUGUUAGAAGGCUGCUGAUUAAUCCAGUCACAAUGAUCUGGGUUUCAGACCUGGCAAUCUUGUGUGGACAGUAAUGACCGCACGUUUCCGAUUGCCUGCUGGCAGAACCUACAAUGUUCGAGCAUCAGAGUUGGCCCGAGACAGACAGCAUACAGAGGUGGUUUGCAACAUUCUUCUUCUGGAUAACACUGUACAGGCUUUCAGAGUUAAUAAACAUGAUCAGGGGCAAGUUCUGUUGGAUAUAGUCUUCAAGCAUCUUGAUUUGACUGAGCGAGACUAUUUUGGUUUACAGUUGGCUGAUGAUUCCACAGAUAACCCAAGGUGGCUGGAUCCAAACAAACCAAUAAGGAAGCAGCUAAAGAAGCUAUUUUUGUUAAUUUUAGGAGGAUCUCCUUACAGUUUGAACUUUAGAGUCAAAUUCUUUGUAAGUGACCCCAACAAGUUACAAGAAGAGUAUACAAGGUACCAGUAUUUUUUGCAAAUUAAGCAAGACAUUCUUACUGGAAGAUUGUCCUGUCCUUAUAAUACUGCUGCCCUUUUAGCUUCAUUUGCUGUUCAGUCUGAACUUGGAGACUACAAUCAGUCAGAAAACUUGCCAGGCUACCUCUCAGAUUAUUCUUUCAUUCCUAAUCAACCUCAAGAUUUUGAAAAAGAAGUUGCAAAGUUACAUCAGCAGCAUAUUGGCUUAUCUCCUGCAGAAGCAGAAUUUAAUUACCUAAACACAGCACGUACCUUAGAACUCUAUGGAGUUGAAUUCCACUAUGCAAGGGAUCAAAGUAACAAUGAAAUUAUGAUUGGAGUAAUGUCAGGAGGAAUUCUGAUUUACAAGAACAGGAUACGGAUGAAUACCUUUCCGUGGUUGAAGAUUGUCAAAAUUUCUUUUAAAUGCAAACAAUUUUUUAUUCAACUUAGAAAAGAAUUGCAUGAAUCUAGAGAAACCCUGCUGGGAUUUAAUAUGGUGAAUUACAGAGCAUGUAAAAAUCUGUGGAAAGCGUGUGUAGAACAUCACACAUUCUUCCGCUUGGAUAGACCACUUCCACCUCAAAAGAAUUUUUUUGCACAUUAUUUUACCCUGGGUUCCAAAUUCCGGUACUGUGGAAGAACUGAAGUCCAGUCAGUUCAAUAUGGCAAAGAAAAGGCAAAUAAAGACAGGGUAUUUGCAAGAUCUCCAAGUAAGCCUUUGGCACGGAAAUUAAUGGAUUGGGAAGUAGUUAGCAGAAAUUCAUUAUCUGAUGACAGGUUAGAAACACAAAGCCUCCCAUCCCGAUCUCCACCUGGAACUCCCAAUCAUCGGAAUUCUGCAUUCACACAAGAGGGGACUCGAGUCCGGCCGUCUUCAGUUGGUCAUUUGGUAGACCAUGUGGUUCACACAUCCCCCAGUGAUGGUUUUGUAAGUCAGAGAUCUCCAUCAUCAACACAAGCUAAUAGCAUAGUUCUGGAAUCAUCACCAUCACAAGAAACCCCUGAAGAUGGGCAGCCUCCAGCUUUACCACCCAAACAAUCUAAGAAAAACAGUUGGAACCAAAUUCAUUUUUCCCACUCUCAGCAAGAUUUAGUAAACCAUACUAAUGAAACCUUUGAUGUGCCCUCUUCCCCUGAAAAGUCCACUCCUAAUGGUGGCAUUCCAAAUGAUAAUCUUGUUCUUAUCAAAAUGAAACCUGAUGAAAAUGGAAGGUUUGGGUUCAAUGUAAAGGGUGGAUAUGAUCAGAAGAUGCCCGUAAUUGUGUCCCGAGUAGCACCUGGAACACCUGCUGACCUCUGUGUCCCUCGACUGAAUGAAGGAGACCAAGUGAUACUGAUCAAUGGUCGGGACAUUGCAGAACAUACCCAUGAUCAAGUAGUCUUGUUUAUUAAAGCCAGCUGUGAGAGGCAUUCUGGGGAACUCGUGCUUCUAGUUCGGCCUAAUGCUGUAUAUGAUGUAGUGGAAGAAAAAUUAGAAAGUGAGCCAGACUUCCAAUAUAUUCCUGAGAAAGCCCCACUAGAUAGUGUCCAUCAAGAUGACCAUUCCCUGCGAGAGUCAAUGAUCCAGCUAGCUGAGGGGCUUAUCACUGGAACAGUACUGGCACAGUUUGAUCAACUGUAUCGGAAAAAACCUGGAAUGACAAUGUCUUGUGCCAAAUUACCUCAGAACAUUUCCAAAAAUAGAUACAGAGAUAUUUCGCCUUAUGAUGCUACACGGGUCCUCUUAAAAGGUAAUGAAGACUACAUCAAUGCAAACUAUAUAAAUAUGGAAAUUCCUUCUUCGAGUAUUAUAAAUCAGUACAUUGCUUGUCAAGGGCCAUUACCACACACUUGUAAAGAUUUUUGGCAAAUGACUUGGGAACAAGGCUCCUCCAUGGUUGUGAUGUUGACCACACAAGUUGAACGUGGCAGAGUUAAAUGUCACCAGUAUUGGCCAGAACCCACAGGAAGCUCAUCCUAUGGAUGCUAUCAAGUCACCUGCCACUCUGAGGAAGGAAAUCCUGCCUAUAUCUUCAGGAAGAUGACACUGUUUAACCAAGAGAAAAACGAGAGUCGCCAACUCACUCAGCUCCAGUACACAGCCUGGCCUGACCAUGGAGUGCCUGAUGAUUCCAGUGACUUUCUGGACUUCGUUUGUCAUGUGCGGAACAAGAGGGCUGGGAAGGAAGCGCCCAUUGUUGUUCAUUGCAGUGCUGGAAUCGGAAGGACUGGGGUUCUUAUUACAAUGGAAACUGCCAUGUGUCUCAUUGAAUGCAAUCAGCCAAUUUAUCCACUAGACAUUGUAAGAACAAUGAGAGAUCAAAGAGCUAUGAUGAUCCAAACACCUAGUCAGUACAGAUUUGUCUGUGAAGCUAUUUUGAAAGUAUAUGAAGAAGGUUUUGUUAAGCCCUUAACAACAUCAAAUAAAUGAAAAAACAAAGCAGUUGGGAUAAGUAUUGGGAAACUGAUUUUUGUUACAUUCACUGUGCCAUGACACUGCUUGCAGGAAAUGACAUCUCACACAAAAAGUGAAGAACUCAAACAAACUUCGAAAACUUCAGCACUAUUGCACUUUAUGUUUAAAAAAGUCACUCAAAACCUAUAACUCACAUUUUUUUUUUUUUUACUAUUUUCUGCUUUGCUCUGAACAAAUAGUGGAAACUGAAUAUGUUCAGGGUAACUUAUGGAAUUUCGAGGUGGUGCCAUGCAGUCCCCUCUGGUAGAAUUGCCCCAGACAAGGCUCAGAAUUCUCAUCUCUGUUACACAACUGUACCUUGAAAGCAAAAAGGAGUAAACAUCAGGAAUCUGCUCUGGUCUUUCCAGUGGUUCACGUACUUACUCUACUGAUUACCAGAUUUUACUUUUCAAACGUUAGCAAUACCAUUCUCAACAUUAGCCAGUACACUGCCUGCGGAUGCAGCACAUCUUCCCUGACAUCCCAGUAGGGACCUGCUGUGGAGAAGAAAGUGGAACUUGCUGUUCCCAGGAAAUGCUGCACAGUGUCCAUUUACCAGCAUCUUAUAGAAAUUAUAACUAUGAAUCUAUGGAUUUUCUUGGAUUUAAUAAUGUAACUUAUAUUUAUCAUAAGGUUGGCUUAUUCCAAAUCAUGUGAUUUCACAUUCUUGAUGUAAAGGAAUGCAUGUAUCGUGUCUUAACCCCUUAAGUGCCUUGAGAUUCUUUGUCUAAUGAAAAGGCACUCAUUUGACCCCAUAGGAGGUAUGUAUACUGUACAUUCUCAUAGUUUUAUGAAUUUUUAAUAAGUUCACAGUGUAAAAAGACAGCUUCUUAUGUUGAAAGUUAUACAAAGAAGGGUAAGGAAAUUCUGUUUCUUACUCAGUGCUUGCUUGUACUUUGCCACAAAAGGCAGGAUUCUGUGUUCUGCUGAGAGUACAUUCUGCUGCUAUGAAAUUGUUCACAAUCUGUACAUUCCUUUACUGAGGAACAGGGGUUAAAGUUCAGCAGCCUACUGAAAAAGAGGGGUUAUUCUUCAAAUUGCAUAUUUACUUUAUACCCUAACUUAAAAAGUGAUGUCACUUGUACAUGAGAGAUCAACACAUUACCACUCUAAGCUCCAGUUCACAAAGUUCAGUAGUUGGUUUCCUCCGGCUGCAGCUGUGGUGUCGCCCUCCAGUGCUCAUUCCUGUUCCUAUCCGGCUGCUGUUCACACUGCUCUUUCUUGUCACUUUUGUUUGUCCUGGGUUUUCUGUUUUGGUUUUUUGGUGUUUGUUUGUUUGU